Molecule: messenger RNA, 4902 nt
Organism: Aspergillus japonicus CBS 114.51
Lineage: Eukaryota; Fungi; Ascomycota; Eurotiomycetes; Eurotiales; Aspergillaceae
Product: THADA/TRM732 family protein
Exons: 10
Coding region: 1-4902 (1633 amino acids)
Biological process (GO): tRNA methylation
Cellular component (GO): cytosol
Source: RefSeq, a predicted model, not a curated record
AUGGAGCCCAUCGCACAGCAUAUGCAAAUCUUGCCGGAAGAGACCCUCAAGCAAAUCGGCAAGGGUGCCUUAGUGAAAUUCACCCAGGCAUGUGAUGACACCGAGAAAGUGAGCCGGGUCUAUCAUAAUCUACUAGACACUUAUGCAACCGCUUCUCUGUCGCAUUCUCAUACCACGGCAGCUUGUAAUGCGCUCAGCGCCUUUCUAGAUGCAGCUCUUGUUUCUAAACAUGAGUCCACCAGGCAAAUCGUCUAUUCCGACGAUACCUGGUUGUCUGUCUUCGAUGUCUUCAUGACCCGAUACAAGGAUGCCAAGCCCAAACCAAUGAAGCAGGUCAUGGAGUCCUUGGUUCUGCUCCUGGCGAAGACUCGCAAGCAAUUCGAUAGAGGCUCCCUUCAGAAGAAGAUCGUCGAGCUCACGAUUCCUAGUAUCCUGCUUGGUGAACCUCGUGCUCGCCUCAAGGCGUCCUUCGCUUCGCUUGAGAUGAUUGUCCGCAAGAAUGCGAUUGCGCCUACGGAGCUGAUUUCGCUCCUCGACCAGUGGCUACACGCAAACUAUGAGAGCUGGGCCCCUAUGUAUCAGGCAGACUGCGACGCCCUAUCGAUUGAUGUAUCCCCCUAUAGCUACAGUGCCUCUACGAAUGGUGUCUCGUCACAAGAUACCUCGAGGACGACAGUCGGGAUCUUUGCUCUGGGUCUGUUGGCACGCGCAACUAAACCGGAGCUUGCGGCCUCAUCCGGUGAUCUGAUGGCCGCUUUCCUUCAGAAGAUCAAGGUUACAUCAGAACUCGAACACCUGCUGUCGCUCUGGGUGGCACCUGUCCGUCACGUCACCCUGAGAACCCUCGAUGAUCUGGAGUAUAUGUCGAACUACAUUCUUCAGCCUUGUUUUGAGGUGGAUGCAAUCGGUUUCCGGUCUUUCAUUGAGAAGUUUCCUCUUCAAAGUCUGCUCGCCGGUGACAUGAGCGAUGCGCCCAUAGCUGAGUUCAUGGUCUUGUUCGCUUCUUUACAGGUAGCAAAGAAGAUUGGACUCGUUCACGAAGAUCACUAUGUCGGCAAACCUAGCUCUACAGCUGCUGAUGCUGACCGUGCGCUCGUGUUGAAGAGUGAGGUCAUUGGACAAUUUCUCUUCCACCACGAUAUGACCAUCAGGAUAGCAACCCUGUCCCUGUUGAUCAGUGCACCCUCCUCGACCAAAGCCGUCUCAUCCGCUACAAUGAAAGCCAUUGUGAACGGAUUACCCUCUCUGCACUGUGAAUCAGAGUCUUAUUCGAGAGGAGAGGUAUUGAGCUUAGUCCGUAAGCUGGUCGUCCGUCUGAAAGGUGGAAUUUUAGAGGACCAAGAUCGCUUGAAGAGUGAAAAGGCCACUGCAAACAAGAACGCUCAGCAAAACUUCUUCGAUACCUUCGUCACUGGGAAAUGCUUGAAUGAGUACUUCAACUUUCUCAAAGCUGACUUGCGGCCUACAGCCUCUUAUCCACGUCAUAUUGCUGCGCUGAAAACAUUUAUCUUCUUCAUCGAAUCUGGACUCGAUAGUCGGCACAGCGCCACAGAUAAUAACAAGACUCGCUGGGUCUGCAACAUGGACAUCUUCAAUCCCACCUUGCUCAGGCUACUGGUUGAUUUGUUGCUUGACCCGUUUGAGGAAGUGCGCGCGACCUCUCUGUACCUCUUGAACCUUUUCCCCCAUGAGGUUCUUUUCAGCAGUGAUUUGCAGCCGCAAGGCGAGUCGCUGACAGGGCAACCUCAAAUCAUUGAUGGGUUGUCAAAGGCGGAACUGCUGGCAAGUAACACCAGCAGAGCUGAUUACGCAGAUACUGUUGCUCGCCUUUACCACAUACUCUUCCGUGCUGCAGCGUCUAAGAGCUUGAACACUUCUGCGUCGUGGUGGGAAGCUAAAUCAACGGUUGUCGAAUAUCUCCUAGCAAAGCUCGAGCAGAAGCUUUCCUCCACAGGCGGUCUGUUCAACUCUUCUAUGCGUGAUGCACCUCUGCACGGCUAUAUUUCUGCGCUCAGAUAUAUUGUCUCAACCUCCGAUUUUUAUUCGUUGGUUUCCGAAAAGUCCACGAAUUACGAUACAUGGAGGGCAUUCCACCUUAGAAUCGUGCACGUCUGUGACCGGAUCUGGGAAGAGGUUCGACCUGUCCUGUGCAUUGACUCCCCAGAAGGUCAUACAGACGACCCGAUCGAGGAAUUAGGCGUCGGUCCCAAGGAUAUCCUUUCUUAUUCUUGGCGCGCUCUGCGAGAAUCGAGUCUUCUUCUCCACGCCACUCUUUCCAAUAACUCGUAUAGCCCUCCAGGUGACGAUGGGCUCACGGAGCAACAUUUUGAUAAGCUGGGGACCCUUAGCUUCAUUCAGCUUGCUGAGCUUCGGCAUAGAGGUGCAUUCUCAACGGUAUCGCAGACGUUUGCUACUUGUUGCCAGCGCUGUGCCCAGUCGAGCGAUCCAGCGAUCUCUGAGCUGCCCCACCGAUUCUAUCAGGAAGCCAAGAAAACCAUCUUUGAAUCGGCGUCUAAGCUCACCCGCCGUUCGGCUGGUCUUCCUGCACUGGUUGUGGGGAUCCUCUCGUCGAAACCUGGUGGGCCACUGUUUCAGCAGGUUAUACAAGAGCUUCAUGAGAUUUCCCAUCUGCCGGCCGAACAGGACAAGACUAGACAAGACACACCUUUGCCCCAGGUCCAUGCGAUGAACUGCCUCAAAGAUAUUUUCACCAACACCAAGCUUGGCCCCCAUACAGAGCCCUUCAUUAUGCCUGCUCUACGUCUGUCGGCUGAGCGUCUUGGUUCUCCUAUAUGGGCUCUCCGCAACUCUGGCCUCAUGCUGUUCCGCGCUUUGUUGACACGCAUGUGCCGCACCGGCACCGGCCUGGGUUUUGGUGGUGAAUCCGGCUCUGAGCCCGGAGCCAGAGUCUCGUUUCAGAAAUACCCUGGCCUUCUCGAACUUCUUCCCACCCUUCUCACCCCAUCCGAAAAGAACAACUCUACCGAUCAGAGCGACACUUCAAUGGUCACUGAGCGUGUCUUCCCAGCCUUGGAGUUGAUCGCUGAGAAGGUCCCUAAUGUGACUGGUACCGAUGAUGAGGUCUUGCGUGGUCUUGUCCGGGAACAGCUCAAGAGUCCUGUUUGGGGUAUCAGAGAGCACGCGGCUCGAGUCUACGCAUCUCUGUUGCAGCGGGUGGACAUUCUGACCAAUAUCAAGACUUUGAUCGGCGUCGAGAGAGAUAGCAAGACGCAGGAUUACCUUCAUGGCGAAGCAUUGUGCAUCAAGUACUCUCUCCGCCGGUUCGCAGCCAGUUCGAUUGCCUUCUGGAACGAAAACCUCGACCACGUGUGCUCUCUAGUACGGGUUAUUUUUAACGCAUCAUUCCCGCUUGCAGAAUCUCCAUUCAUCGCGACCACGCUUCUGGAGGUUCUGAGUGAUGUGGUUGAAAAGAGUAUCGAUUCAGGCUCCGAGUACAAACUGGCUUCUACCCUGCAAUUCGUGACAGACGAAUACGCCUUUAAGAAUAUCCUAGGCUUUGUAUUCGACUCGUCUCAUCCAUCAUGGAAGUCUCUGAGCACAACCCGAGCUUCGUCGCUCCUCCGUCGGGCGAUCUCGUGGGUCACCAUCUUGCAUAUGCUAUUUGGAGGAAGGGCCAACGACCUGGAACCGUUCGUUCGUACUGUUUCGAAUUUUGACCCAAAUGCUGGUCAGUGGUUGUUGGAAAGGCUGCAGGAGAUCUUCGGGCCUAGAGAACAGUAUGGAAAAACGUUGAUCGGCCUGUACUCCUCUGUCAUCCUGGGAGACUACCCUGAAGAAGUCAAGGCAGUAGCCAUUGCGUCCUUGGCAUCGAAGUUGCAAGCUCUCUUCGACUGCCGCAAUGAGGCUCUCCCUCAGAUCGAUCUUCCAUGGGGAGCACUAGAAGGUCAACUCAAGCAUGGCUCAAGCCAGCACAUCUGGAACCGGGAUAGGUCUGACGCCGAACUACAACUUCACGGCAGCCUCCUUGCUGCGAAGGCUAUUGCAUCCAAUAACCAGAGUUCUGAGAAUGACAUCAAUGAGUGGGCCACUCGUCUUCGCUUCGCUAUGCGAGAAGAAACGGAAUAUACCACCCGCCUCGCCGCAGUGUUAUCCGUCUCAGCGUUUGGCCGUAUUCUGCGUCCUGCUGGCAAGGCUCCACUCACUGACAAGGCGUUCUUGGAUAUCUACCUGGUCCUCUACGACAUGUUGAACGAUGACGACGAGGAGCUGCGUGACCUGGCCGCUCCGACUGCCUCAUGGGUGCUGUCUUACUCUUCAAUUUCCCCGAGCAAGGCUGUCGCCCUGUCUCCGUCAACUGCCAGCGAUCUUCUUUCCGCGUUCAUCGCUCAGAGCUAUCACAACUCGCAGCAGCUUCGCAAGAGAGCCAUUGCCUACAUCACCGGCUCCGAACCACGGAUCAGCACUUCCAUCGCUCAGUCUGUGCCAGUUUCCACCGUUCUUUCUAACCUCCGCAAGGAAAUCACAAUCCUGUUCGAGGAAGAGAAGCAGAAUCUGUUCAUCGAUGACGCUCGCGAAGUUGAUGUGUGGACCAAGCAAAUGAUUCGGUUGACGGAAGCAUCAUAUGACGAUGCGUCAAUCCAGGCAAUUUUCACCUGGGUAUCGGACGGGUUGUCCUGCUUGGGAGAUGUCUUUGCGGACACUACCGAAAAGGACGGGCUGUUGGGCUGGGCUUCAAAGCCUGAGACAUUCACUUUAGGUGUGCGGCUUUUCGGCCUAGCAACCGUAGCAGUCUCCAAGGAGUCUGCUGCCUCCCGACUUUUGGGACAGGAGCGCGUGGCCGACGUGAGGGAGAAGCUUCAAGCUCUGCUUGCACAGGGAAAGACAUCCUUGAUCCACGAUGAUUGGAUUUCACGUAUUCGGGCGGCAUUGGAGUCCUCAUGA